GCCACGGUUGACUCCUACUGGGAGGAGCCGGGAUGCCGCUCCUGCGGUGAUGCAGAGGGGAAUUUGCUGAUAGUCCCUUGCCAGGCUUUACCAGGCCGCGAAAAAGGAGGGCCCGCCGGCAGUCUCCUCUCAGGCAGAGUGGUGUCCGCCGCUGAUCCUGGCAGCCAGCUCCUCGCUUGGGGCUGGUAGUGGCCGUGAGGGCGCAGAUGCGAGCUUUGAAGGAAAACGCUUUGGUAGUCAAGAACUGGCGAGACGCUGCAGGGUCAUUUGGAAGUAACUCUCCCCUCUUCCCAGGGACUGGUUGAGAACAGGAAGGCCCGGGGACAUAGCCUUUCAGCCUGAACUCUCACCGACACCUGCUGCUCCAGGCCAGAAGCCAGAAGGAGCUGAAACCCUGAAGUGACCAGAUUGCUGGGUGGAACCCCCAUUCCCAACUCCAAGCUUAUGCCGAGAACUCAUAGCUGAAGGUCUUCUUUCCCCUAGGCCAACAGUAAUCCUCUCUCCAAAGCCUAAAGGUUGUGGAUUCCCUGAGGAGGACGCCAUGUUUGUACCUCCAGGGUCUGCAUGGGAAUUGGCAAGACAAACCUGUAGCUGAGCGGGGGCUUCAGUUCUGACGUGGACCCUCCUUGGAGAACUGCCUCAGAGUGGGGAGCGGUACCCGAGUCUGACUGAGACCCUGCCUGAGGGCCCGAGUGUGCCCAGGAUGUCUUCGUCUCCAGAGGGAAUGGGCCCAAAGCUUCGCAACAUGACGGUGAAUGAGUGUUUCCAGUCCCGGAGCACCGUCCUCCAGGGGCAGCCCUUUGGGGGGAUCCCCACUGUGCUCGUACUCAACAUCAUCUUAUGGGUGUUUGUGGUCGUGCUGUAUUCCUUCCUCCGGAAAGCUGCGUGGGACUAUGGGCGCCUGGCUCUGUUGAUACACAAUGACAGCCUGACCUCGCUGAUCUAUGGGGAGCACAGUGAGAAGUCUUCUCCCUCAGAGAUUUCCUUGGAGGUGGAACGAAGGGACAAGGGCUUCUGUUCCUGGUUCUUCAACAGCAUAACCAUGAAGGACCAGGACCUGAUCAGCAGGUGUGGGGACGAUGCGCGCAUCUACAUCAUGUUCCAGUACCACCUCAUCAUCUAUGUCCUCAUUCUCUGCAUCCCCUCCCUGGGCAUCAUUUUGCCCAUUAACUACAUUGGAACUGUUCUGGACUGGAAUAGCCACUUUGGUCGGACCACCAUUGUCAAUGUCUCCACAGAGAGUAGGUUCCUGUGGCUGCAUGGCUUCUUCGCUUUCAUGUACUUCCUCAUCAACUUUGCCCUCAUGGGUCAUCACUGCUUGGGAUUUGUGCCAAAGAAGAAUCUCAAGCGUGUAGAUCCACACACCCUGAAGUCACCCCAAGCGCGUCAGCCAGCCAGGACCAGAAGCUGGGACACCCAGAUCACGAGGACACUGAUGAUCACCUAUGUACCCACUGAAAUCCAGGAUCCAGAGAUGAUCAGCAAGCACUUCCAAGAGGCCUAUCCUGGGUGUGUGGUGACCAGAGUCCAUUUCUGCUAUGACGUCAGGAACCUGAUUGACUUGGAUGAUCAAAGGCGUCAUGCCAUGCGGGGCAGACUCUACUACACGGCCAAGGCUAAGAAGACCGGGAAGGUGAUGAUCAAGACUCACCCCUGCUCCCGUCUGUGCUUCUGCAAAUGCUGGACUUGCUUCAAGGAGGUAGAUGCAGAGCAGUAUUACAGUGAGCUGGAGGAGCAGCUGACCGACGAAUUCAAUGCCGAGCUCAAUCGUGUCCCGCUGAAGAGGCUUGACCUGAUGUUUGUCACCUUCCAGGAUGCCAGGAUAGUGAAAAGCAUCUGUGAGGACUAUAAGUACAACCUGUGUGGCAUUCACCCCAAGCAGUCCUCAGUAACGACCAUCGUCAAAAACUACCACUGGAAGGUCACUCAUGCCCCUCACCCCAAAGACAUUAUCUGGAAACACCUGUCCAUCCGCCGUUUCAGCUGGUGGACUCGAUUCAUCGCGAUCAACACCUUCCUCUUCUUCCUCUUCUUCUUUCUCACCACUCCAGCCAUCAUCAUCAACACCAUCGACAUGUACAAUGUCACACGUCCCAUCGAGAACUUGCAGAGCCCGAUUGUGACCCAGUUCUUCCCCUCUGUACUGCUCUGGGCCUUCACAGUGAUAAUGCCUCUGAUGGUCUACUUUUCCGCCUUCCUAGAGGCCCACUGGACCAGAUCGAGUCAGAACCUGAUCAUGGUGCACAAAUGCUACAUCUUCCUGGUGUUUAUGGUAGUCAUUCUGCCCUCCAUGGGGUUGACCAGUUUGGAUGUCUUUUUACGCUGGCUCUUUGACAUCUACUAUCUUGAACAUGCCACCAUCAGGUUCCAGUGCGUGUUCCUUCCGGACAACGGCGCGUUCUUCGUCAACUACGUGAUCACGUCGGCCCUGCUGGGCACAGGCAUGGAGCUGAUGCGCCUGGGGUCACUCUGCACAUACUGUACCCGCCUCUUCUUUUCCAAAUCAGAGCCAGAGAGGGUCCACAUCAGAAAGAACCAGGCCACGGACUUCCAGUUUGGGCGAGAAUACGCGUGGAUGUUGAACGUCUUCAGCGUGGUGAUGGCCUACAGCAUCACCUGCCCUAUAAUUGUCCCUUUUGGGCUGCUAUAUCUGUGCAUGAAGCACAUGACAGACCGCUAUAACAUGUACUACUCCUACGCACCCACCAAACUGAAUGAGCAGAUCCACAUGGCCGCUGUCUACCAGGCCAUUUUCGCACCACUCUUGGGGCUCUUCUGGAUGCUCUUCUUCUCCAUCCUGCGAGUAGGUACCCUUCACACCAUCACUUUCUUCUCCUUGACUUCCCUCGUCAUCUCUAUUGUAAUUGCCUUUUCUGGCAUUUUUCUGGGGAAGCUCCGGAUAGCCAGUCAGUAUGAGCCUGAGGAAGAAACAGAGACUGUGUUUGAUGUGGAGCCAAGCAGUACGACCUCCACACCCACCUCCCUCCUGUACGUGGCCACCGUGCUACAGGAGCCGGAGUUGAACCUGACCCCCGCCUCCUCCCCAGCCCGGCACACCUAUGGCACCAUGAACAGCCAGCCAGAAGAGGGAGAAGAAGAGAGUGGUCUGAGGGGCUUUGCGAGGGAGCUGGACUCAGCCCAGUUCCAGGAAGGGCUGGAACUGGAGGGCCAGAGCCACUGAUUAGGACUCCAGUUAAGAGGCCAGGGGAGAGCCUGGCGGAGGAGGCAGGAAGGAGCUCCCUCCCUCCAAGACUUUUGAGAAGCUCCUGAUGGAGACAUCUGCCACCCUGUGGCCCUGUGAAGAGCUGAACCUGCUGACCAGCCGGAAAGGGCGGGAUGGGAUUGAGGAGGCGUACACCAUGUUGCUGGGAGUGGUGGCUGAAGUCCAGGACACAAGAGACUGGAUGUUGUGUGUCUUGCUGCGGUCAAGUGUGCAUAUGGAAAGAGGUAGGAAGAAGCCCACUGAAGGCUUUCUGGGGGCUUCAUCACCCCUCAACUCCAGGUGCCCAACAAGGAUUGCUCCAGACCCCACUCCUCUACCGCAGUCUAAGCAGACAAAGGUAUGUGUACUGGGCCUCAUGGACAAGGCCCAUGUGACUGUCCCGUCACAGGUUUCCCUGCAGAGCAUCUAGAAACUUUGUACCUCACUCCCUGAGCAAGGGGCAGCUGGGAUAACCCUGGGAAGUGAUGGAGGCCUUCCCUGUUUCUCUGCCCUGCUAUCUGCUUAUAAUGGUAGCUUGGGACAGCUACUUAGGCUCAUUAAAGGAGACCUACACGCAUGUGGUGAAGGGAAUCAUGGCUAAUCCUUGCUGGUUGAUUUAAGGGUGUGUGUGUGUGUGUGUGUGUGUGUGUGUGUGUGUGUGUGUGUAGGGAUUGCAUAGAGUUUAGGAAACAAGGUGUUCUCUCCAAAACUGGGCCAUGGAAAUCAGACACACCUCUCUAAGUCCCAAGGAUAAAUGAGGCAGCCACCAAGAAUAUCCUCUGCCCCAUGUAUAUGAGUGCUGCGCCCCGUCAUGGCCAAGAUCAGUGAUAGCUCAUGCUGCAAACUGAAGACGCUAGCCAUCCCUUGCCCUCAGAAGGACUCUUCAUCCUCUUUCAAGCUGUCCUGCCUGGCCUCCAGUGUGGUGCUGGCUGAGAUGUUAUAGAUGCUUCACACAGUGGUGUCCUUACCCUAAUCCUGCCAAGGUCAUACAGAGGAGGAGUGGUGGAUGUACCCCCAUGGAGAAGACCCUUCUGAGGAGCAAAUGGCUGCAAUGUUGGUGACUUAGCUCCUCUGCCCCCUUCUGAAGUGUUCCAGCUUCCGACUCUUAAGACAAGGCACUGUCAGGAUGGCUAUGAAGCCUGAGCCACCUGAACCAAGGGGCCUGUAGACUCCUGAGCUCCUGAAGCUCCUCCCCGGAUAUCUGGGUCCCUCCUUGCGGCCCGUUCAUUGCAGGUGGGUCCAGACUCAUUCGGUCUCAGUAUCUCUUCACAUGGCUGACCUAAAAACAAGUCACGUGGCUCUGGCUCUGCUCCACCUCUGUCAGAUCCCAGCCCCUCGAGCAGUUCCAAGCUUCACUCCAGGGCAGACAAAGUUGCUCAAGGGGCAGGCAGUGUCACACUGCGGUUCUUGGUCUCAAAUCCUAGCAUGGUGAUAUUUGCUGAGAGCUUGACUCAGCUGGGAAAGAGGCUGUCUCCAUUCUUUGUUGAGCUUAGAAUGAGAGGAGAAUUAUUUACAGCCAGGUCCUUAUACACCUCAGUACCCCAAGGUCCUUGGCCCUGGGAUUUCAUCAACCAGGGAAAGAACUUCACAGCAGAGUGGUCAGGUCCAACAUCGAAGUCUGCCCAAAGUGGGGAGCAACAGUCCAUCCCCCCACGGUGUGCAUUUGGUAUGUAGUGAUUUGGAAUGCAACCAGGCCCUGGACUGGGGCCUUUUCUCUGGGCACUGCUUGUUGGCACCUGCCCCAGAUCCCUGCCGCUCUGUCUGCUGCUGCUGGCUCUCCCUCUAACCCCCACCCCACCCCACUGGAAGCCAUGGAAGCUUCAGUUAUAAGGAUGUCUGGAGGGCUUUCCUCCUCUGAAUCAGGGUCAAACGCAGCCUGGUUCUGAUGCCAAUGCCGGGCAAGUGCUGGAUUCCACUCUGCUCUUCCCCGAGCUGGAGUUCGCAAGGUCACUAAAGGCCAAACUCCUUCAUGCAGACUACAAAAGGCCCUCCUCAGCACCCGCUGUCCCCGCUCAUCAUCCCACUCUAGCCCACACCUGGUCCAUCCUCCUUGAUCCCUUCUGGAGAGAGAUACCUCCCAGGAGACCUAGAAUGACACAGAGCCUCCCAGAGGGGACUCGUACUGGGCUUGGAGCAGCCUCACCCUGCCUGCCUGUCCCUAAGCUGCCUCUGGAAGCAAAGUGCCUAUCAGCAACAUUGCAUCCUCUGGGGGCCCUGGAAGGGUGUGGACCAACCGUGGCCACUACCACUAAAGGAAUGUGCCAGAAUGCUGAACCUUCUUGUUAUUAAUGUAUGAUUGUGCCUUGAAUAAACAAGUCCUCCUCACA
Molecule: messenger RNA, 5529 nt
Organism: Meriones unguiculatus (Mongolian gerbil)
Lineage: Eukaryota; Metazoa; Chordata; Mammalia; Rodentia; Muridae
Gene: Tmem63c
Product: transmembrane protein 63C
Exons: 27
Coding region: 704-3181 (825 amino acids)
Cellular component (GO): plasma membrane
Molecular function (GO): calcium-activated cation channel activity
Source: RefSeq, a predicted model, not a curated record